UCGGACAUAAAAUAUUUACCCUUGAAAUCAAUUUGAUAAGUUUUCUGUUAUCAAUAAAAGAUUAAAGUUUAUUACAAUAGGAUAUUUGUAAUACUGUGGAAAACUAAGGAACAAAUUACAUCAGUUAAAUAAACAAAGGUUUCUUAAAGUUUGAACUCUAACUAUGGCAGUUUCGGGUCGAAAGGUCGCUGAUUUUCAAGGUUCCAUAUUCAAAGACUCAGCAGAGGACUUUGACCAUAGAUGUGAGCCUUGUUUGGCGAUUGAUCAGCAAAUAGAAGCUCACGGAUUUUGUGUGGACUGUCAAGAAUACUUGUGUAAGAGCUGCUUUGCUUAUCAUCAAAGGAUAAAGGCGACCAAACAACAUCACUUGGUCAACAAAGAUAAUAUGGAUAAACAAGCUGUCAUCAAGGAGUCAGACGAAUGCACUGAGAAGUGUCAAGUGCACAAAAAGGAAGUGAUUAAAUUUUUCUGUCCAGAACAUGAAGCUCUCGGCUGCAACGAUUGUAUCGUCCUGAAUCACAGAGCAUGUGACAUUGACUAUAUACCUGAUAAAUGUGCAGGUAUUGGGGACAGUGCAGAAUUCAGAGAGGUACUGAGUGAGCUUAACCAGAAGGUGAAUGAAGUCGAGGAUGUUAUAAAGUUGGCCUCAUGUAGAGAAAAAGAAUUUAAUUACUGUCAUGAUAAGCUACUCGAAGAAAUUACAACGUUUCGCAAAGAGAUAAAUGAUCGUUUAGACCAACUACAAAAGCAAAUUCAGAAAGAUGCUGAAAGAAAGAAAUCCAGAGAUAAACAAACAGUAAAGGAAGUGCUUGAAACUUGUACCGACAUUUCUUUAGAUAUCAAACAACUACAGUCGAAACUACAAGAUUACAAAGCCUCACAACAGAAUGGACAUCUUUACAUUACAAUGAAACAAGCUAAAUCCAAACUAAAGUCAGAAGAAAUAAAGGAGGUAGACAGAAGUUUAGAAAAGACAAACAUGCAAUACACAUUUGAGCAAAACCAGGAUCUGGAAAACAUACUUUCAAGACAAAAUGCCCUUGGAAAGCUAGCACUCUCUUCUUCUCUUGUAACAACAAAGGGGAGAAACCGAUAG
Mercenaria mercenaria is the source of this 1096-nucleotide messenger RNA. RefSeq names its product E3 ubiquitin-protein ligase TRIM33-like. Bases 164 to 1096 code for a protein of 310 amino acids. The transcript has a single exon. NCBI's taxonomy places the organism in Eukaryota, Metazoa, Mollusca, Bivalvia, Venerida, Veneridae. The record is from RefSeq and is a predicted model, not a curated record.